Messenger RNA from Solanum dulcamara, 994 nucleotides. RefSeq names its product putative germin-like protein 2-1. NCBI's taxonomy places the organism in Eukaryota, Viridiplantae, Streptophyta, Magnoliopsida, Solanales, Solanaceae. The record is from RefSeq and is a predicted model, not a curated record. Bases 87 to 779 code for a protein of 230 amino acids. The transcript is spliced from 2 exons. Gene Ontology annotation, cellular component: cell wall. Gene Ontology annotation, molecular function: manganese ion binding.
AAGUCUAUCACCUUCAAGCUUACAAGAAACAAAAUUAAAGCAGCAUCGAGCUUUAAUUAAUUAGAAGAUUAAUUAUCUAGCUAAUUAUGGCUUUGGCCCUGAAGUUGCUUGUGAUUACCAUUGCCAUAUUAGCUUUGACAUCUUCACCUAGCACUGCCUCAGACCCAAGUCCCUUGCAGGAUUUCUGUGUUGCUGUUAAUGACUCUAAAGCAACUGUUUUCGUGAAUGGAAAAGUUUGCAAGGAUCCAAAACUUGUCACUGCUGAUGACUUCUUCAGACCAGGCCUAAACAAGCCUGGAAAUACGUCAAAUCAACUUGGAUCAAUUGUUACUGCUGUCAACGUCAACAAUUUACCUGGACUUAACACUCUAGGCAUUUCCUUAGCUCGUAUUGAUUUUGCACGACGUGGUCUCAAUCCACCUCAUACACAUCCUAGAGGAACUGAGGUUCUUGUUGUUCUUAAGGGAAGACUUUAUGUUGGUUUCGUCCUUUCUAACCCUGGCCCAAAUAUGAAGAACAGGUUACUCACCAAGAUUUUGAACCCUGGCGAUGUCUUUGUUUUUCCUGAGGGACUAAUUCAUUUUCAACUUAAUGUGGGAAAGACUAAUGCCAUUGCAUUCGCUGGUCUGAGCAGCCAAAAUCCAGGAGUUAUCACUAUUGCCAAUGCAGUAUUUGGCUCAGACCCGCCAAUUAAUGACGAUGUCCUCGCUAAAGCAUUCCAAGUUGACAAGAAACUGAUUGAUCAUCUUCAAGAACAGUUUUGGUGGGAUAAUAACUAAGAGUAUAAUCCAACUACUCAUGUUUGUUUCUUGAAAAAUAUUUACCAUUUAAUGAUAUUCUAAUUAUAUGUUACGAAAAUAUAGUAUAUGAUGUAUUGACUAAAGAUUGAAAAUCUAGUCUUUUGGACUGAUUUUCAUUCACCUAUAAGGGUUGAUUGAUGUAUUGAAUAAAGAUUGGUUAAUGGAAUUAAAUAUAGUGUACUUCAAUAUUUGAA